Messenger RNA from Sinocyclocheilus rhinocerous, 464 nucleotides. Its product is annotated as glucosamine 6-phosphate N-acetyltransferase. Gene Ontology annotation, molecular function: glucosamine 6-phosphate N-acetyltransferase activity. The transcript is spliced from 3 exons. NCBI's taxonomy places the organism in Eukaryota, Metazoa, Chordata, Actinopteri, Cypriniformes, Cyprinidae. Bases 11 to 334 code for a protein of 107 amino acids. The record is from RefSeq and is a predicted model, not a curated record.
UUUUGAACAUAUGAAGAAAUCUGGAGACUAUUAUGUGAUCGUGGUGGAAGACACAAACCUUGGACAAAUUGUUGCCACAGCAACACUCAUCAUAGAGCACAAAUUUAUCCAUGCUUGUGCAAAGAGGGGGCGUGUGGAAGAAGUGGUUGUGAGUGACGUAUGCAGAGGGAAACAGCUUGGAAAACUGUUGGUAUCAACAUUGACUCUCCUCAGCAAAAAAUUGCAGUGCUACAAAGUAACACUGGAGUGUGCGCCGAAAAAUGUGGAGUUUUAUAAGAAGUUUGGCUACUCCGCUUCAGAUGAGACUUACAUGCAGUGCCGGUUCGGUGACUGAAUCCAAAAGAAUCUUGAACAUCACAGAAUGUUUGCUUUAGAACUCUUAAUCGGUUCUGUUUUCUGAGAUCGGACUACCUCGAACUUGCACCUUUUUUAGCCAGCAAAAAAAAAGAAAAACUUGAUAAUUU